This is a messenger RNA of Acyrthosiphon pisum (pea aphid), 419 nucleotides long. RefSeq names its product early growth response protein 1-like. Gene Ontology annotation, biological process: regulation of transcription by RNA polymerase II. The record is from RefSeq and is a predicted model, not a curated record. The transcript has 3 exons. Gene Ontology annotation, cellular component: nucleus. NCBI's taxonomy places the organism in Eukaryota, Metazoa, Arthropoda, Insecta, Hemiptera, Aphididae. Bases 72 to 419 code for a protein of 115 amino acids. Gene Ontology annotation, molecular function: DNA-binding transcription factor activity; RNA polymerase II cis-regulatory region sequence-specific DNA binding.
GUAACCAAAUAAUCUUAUGAAAAACAAAUUAUUUACAAAUAAAAACAGAUUAACAAUACACCAGCGGAGAAAUGGAGAAGAAUCUUUACUCAUGUGAUGUAUGUGAAAAGUCGUUCAGCCAAAGUAGCCAUUUGACGCUCCAUCGACGCACACACACUGGCAAAAAACCGUACGAGUGCGAUGUAUGUGACAAGUCGUUCAGUAAAAAUAGCAAUUUGACGACACAUCGACGUACACACACUGGCGAAAAACCGUAUUCGUGCGAUGUAUGUGACAAGGCCUUCAGUGAAAGUGGGAAUUUGACGAGACAUCGACGCAUCCACACUGGUGAAAAACCGUACGCGUGCGAUGUAUGUGACAAGACCCUAGCUUUAACUAGUCAGAAGGAUCACCAAUUUUUCGUAUCUAUCGAUCCAUAA